GUUAGUGGAAUUUAGAUUUACAUAUUUUGCAGAAAUAACACAAUUUAUAAAUUUAAUUCUUUACAGUUGCGAAUUGAUUCUACAAUUGCGCUAAAAUGAUGUCAAGCAACGUAAAUCCUUUAGCUGGAACGGCGCAUUUACUUGACGAGUUGGACAAAAAACUGAUGGUGCUGCUUCGGGAUGGGAGAACCCUAAUUGGGUAUCUUCGCUGCGUUGACCAGUUCGCCAAUUUAGUCCUACAUAAAACCAUAGAAAGAAUUCAUGUGGGGAAAGAGUAUGGAGACAUACCGAGAGGAAUCUUUAUCGUAAGAGGCGAAAAUGUCGUUUUGUUAGGCGAAAUUGACAAAGACAAAGAAGAGAGUCUACCUCUUACAGAAGUAUCAGUGGAUGAUAUACUGGAUGCUCAAAGGAGAGAACAGGAUGCUAAAAUUGAACAGCAGAAGUUACUCUCAAAAGCUUUGAAAGAGAGAGGGUUGAAUCUUCUUGCAGAUUUGGGACAUGAUGACAUGUUUUAGAUCUCAAUCAAUUCCUUCCUGUGAUUGUAUAAUUUUUCUGUAUUUAAGACUGUAAUUAUAAUUAAAAUAAUUAUAAAGAUACUCAUUGA
Pectinophora gossypiella (pink bollworm) is the source of this 604-nucleotide messenger RNA. It is a transcript of the gene LSm1, whose product is annotated as U6 snRNA-associated Sm-like protein LSm1. The record is from RefSeq and is a predicted model, not a curated record. Gene Ontology annotation, molecular function: RNA cap binding. The transcript is spliced from 4 exons. Lineage: Eukaryota; Metazoa; Arthropoda; Insecta; Lepidoptera; Gelechiidae. Bases 96 to 515 code for a protein of 139 amino acids. Gene Ontology annotation, cellular component: Lsm1-7-Pat1 complex; P-body. Gene Ontology annotation, biological process: deadenylation-dependent decapping of nuclear-transcribed mRNA.